AUAGAGUAAUAGAAAAUAUUUUAAUUCGUUCCUCGAUCAUACGAAUCAUAAACGCAUUUUGCAAUAUUAUUAUGUUUUAAAAAGAAAGCUUUUUUAAUAAAUAAAUACAGGCCAAAUCUGUAACACAAGUAGAAGGAAAAUGUGUUUCUUUUAUGUUUAUUCUAUUUUCCAAUAAAAUGUACUUUAAUGAGAUCAUAGCAUAUGCAUCUCUUCAAUUUUGAACUAUAAGCAUGAGAAUGUAUGUGAUUAAUGUAAACAAAAAAUUGCAUGUACAUGGAUGAAGACUCUGAACAAUUGUUAGAUUAUUUACGUAAGAAAAGCAGGACUUUGCUAGCUUUUACAGAAACUAAUUCUAAGAAGAUCAAUAACGAGAUUGAAAGAUUGCAUUGCAAGAGUUCGUUAGUACAGUUCCAGAAGGAAUUAACUGUUGAAAGCAGUCUAACUCUUUGAAAUAAUAAGCCAUACCUACAGUUUUUAUUUACAGCUUUUAUUUACAGAAAAUUAAGAAGACAGAAUUCUCAUUUAAGAGAUCGUAAAGAAAUAUGGAACUUGAGGAAUAAUUCAAGUGCCAUUAACAAUCUUUUGUGUCCAGAGUAUCAUUCUGAAACUAAAAAUCUAACAUGUUUGUCGGUUCCUAACAUGCGUCCAUUAGAAAGAAUUGUCAUACCAUCCAAAAAUUUAUCUCAUUCGCAUUGCUCAUGCAUAGUAAGUAGGAAACCAGUGAAAGAAUGUUAUUGCAAUGUUGAGAUCAAAAAGAUACAAACUCGUUCUCCAAGAACCAUACAUAAACCUAUUCCAUCUUGUAAUUAUUGUAAAAAUAAUAUUUGUCAUGUACCAUUGACGACAAAUGAAAAUAAUAUAGGAGAUACACUAUCGCCUCCAAUUAGUUGUGAAACUAUUAGAAGAGUACAAAAAAUCAAUUACUAUCCUCAGUCACAAUUUCUUCGUAAUGUUCAAAAGAAAGUUUCUGUACUUAAGAAUGUACCUUCCGGUGAUUGUCCUGACAGCUGUCCAAGAUCAUCGUAUUAUCACAAAUUGAGGACUGAUAAGACUUCGAUGGUAAUGGAUACGGAUACUCGAACAAAAAUUAUUACAGAAAAAAUAAGCAAGCGUAGUUGCAUUGACCAUGAGAAAUUGAAUUCUACUCAGAGAGUACCAAGUUCUUUGAUGGAUGAAGAAGAAGAAGAAGAAGAAAAAGAGGAAGAAGAAGAAGAAGAAGAGGAAGAAGAAGAAGAAGAAGAAACUGAAAAAAAAAUAAUAGAAAAAGUAAGUAAGGGCAUUCAAGUACCUUCGAGGAAACAAUCUAAAACCAAGUUUCAAGUAAAAAGAACUAUAUCUUCAAAAAAAUGUAUAUCGGAAGGAUAUAAAAGUAAACCUGUUUCGAGAUCACCUUCUAUCAGUAAAAAGACUAUAAGAUCAUCUUCUAUUGUGGAUUGUCAGUGUUACGACAAAAGUAAAGCGGACAAAUAUACCAAAGAUUUGGAAAGGAAAGAAUCAGAAACAUAUCGUGUUCAUUCAGAAGAUUAUGAAGAAGUAGAUCAAAAAUCAAAAAAAUGGUCAUCGCAUGAAAAAGAGGAUCAAAGAAAAGGUUUAACAUCUUCGAAUAACAAAGUUAACGAAUUAAGAAAAUUUCGUGAACAAAAUUAUUUCGACACUCAUGGAUCAAGUCAAACUCUUUUGUCAUCGGAAUCUUCAAGAUCGUUACAGCAAUAUACUUUGAAUGAGCGACUUUUCGCUGAACCUUUUAAAAGAAUUCACAAAAAGGAUUUAGUUGUAACGAUGCCACCUUGUGCAACAAUACAAAAGAAACGCAUUCAUUAUUUUCCUAGAUAUAUAGUAAGACAAGAGAAAAAUAAUUGCAAUGCGAAUUACAAGAAAAAACGUUGUCAAAAUUGUCCAUUGACUGGACACGCCAUAGAUCUUGGGAUUUCUAAACCUCGUCCGGUAUUGAAUAGCUUGGCAUUAAAAUAUCAAAAGAGACUUCCUUAAUGAAGUAUUUUUAUAAUUUAAAAGAAUUUUUUUCUAUUAAUUGAA
Polistes canadensis is the source of this 2034-nucleotide messenger RNA. RefSeq lists its product as uncharacterized. NCBI's taxonomy places the organism in Eukaryota, Metazoa, Arthropoda, Insecta, Hymenoptera, Vespidae. Bases 640 to 1989 code for a protein of 449 amino acids. The transcript has a single exon. The record is from RefSeq and is a predicted model, not a curated record.